AAAAGCUGCUGACGUAGGAGCGGACGGCCAUCUUUGAUGAGGGCACGGCUCCCGGUCCAUUGAAGAAGGAGCCCCGCAGGUCAGCAGCGGCUGUCCUUGCCUCCCAGCUGCGGCACCGAGCACCGACCCCGGCGGAGCGCUGCACAAACCCAGGCUCACAGGCAGCUGAGCACAACUCCUUGAUCUGCAGCUUCCACAAACACACCCACAGCUAAAAUGGCGGAAGAUGCGGAUAUGCGCAAUGAGCUGGAAGAGAUGCAGCGGCGUGCCGACCAGCUUGCUGAUGAAUCCCUUGAGAGCACCCGCCGAAUGCUGCAGCUUGUUGAAGAGAGUAAAGAUGCUGGUAUCAGGACUUUGGUUAUGUUGGAUGAGCAAGGAGAACAACUGGAACGCAUCGAAGAGGGAAUGGACCAAAUCAAUAAGGACAUGAAAGAAGCAGAAAAGAAUUUGACGGACCUAGGAAAAUUCUGUGGUCUUUGUGUCUGUCCAUGUAACAAGCUUAAAUCAAGUGAUGCUUACAAAAAAGCCUGGGGCAAUAAUCAGGACGGUGUUGUAGCCAGCCAGCCUGCACGUGUCGUAGAUGAACGGGAGCAGAUGGCCAUCAGUGGUGGCUUUAUCCGCAGGGUAACAAAUGAUGCCCGGGAAAACGAAAUGGAUGAAAACCUUGAGCAGGUCAGUGGCAUCAUUGGCAACUUACGUCACAUGGCCCUGGACAUGGGCAACGAGAUCGACACACAGAAUCGCCAGAUUGACAGGAUCAUGGAGAAGGCCGAUUCCAAUAAAACCAGGAUUGAUGAAGCCAACCAGCGUGCAACAAAGAUGCUCGGCAGUGGUUAAAUGCAGCAAAGUGCAUUUCCUUUUAAUGCUGUCCAAGAGGGCAGUACCUUCAUGCUUUUAUCAUGGUAUUUACCUACUAGGUUUGCACACAUGCACAUAUCAACCCCAUUGUAAAUGUUGUCCUGUGUAGUUUGUCAGCUUUCCAAAAAUGAUACUUGUAAUUAUUUUUUCUAGAUAUCUUUCUUUCCAAAGGUUGUACAUAGUGCUGAUUUGAUGGCUAUAGCUCACUAUGAUGUUUUUUGGGAUUUCUCCUUUCCUUGUUUCUGUUUGGAUUCCUUUUCUUUUUUCCUCUCCUCCUUUUUUUAAAUGAUGUUUGCUGAAUGACAACAAUGUUGGAAUGCUAAACGUGCUGUUAACCUUUAAAUAUACAGUAUUGUUCUUGUAAAACUGUGACAUUCCACAGAGCUACUGCCAUACUCCUGUCUUUGGGUAUCAUGAUGUUUAAGCACUUAAACCUACUGUCUUCGGUUCUUCAUUGCCAUUAUCUGUUGUUAUGAUUUCAUGAUUAGACAAUGUGGAAUUAUAUUACUAUAACAAGCAUUGCACUACAAAGUGAUGUGAUUUAUGCAUUUAUGCAUGAGGAAUAAAUAGACUUUUAGACUCCUACUUAAACAAGACUUUUUCCCAUGGCAGUAGCACACCAACAAUGACAACAAAAGCAUGCUCAGUAUUCGGACUCUUUUGGGACUAUGUUAUACCAGCAAGUUUGCAGUCGUGCCACUUUUUUCUUGUUGAUAUAUAUAGUUAUUAAUCAUGAUCAUUUAUUUAUUUUUUAAUUAUGAAAAAAAGAGGGAUUUGGCACUCACCAUUUAGCCAUUGCCAGCAAAAGAAGCUUGGCUGAAAAUAUGUCAAAGACAAAAAGAAAUAAGUGUAAUAUAUUAGGUUUGUCUGCUGAUUUUGAAGACUAUCUUUUGGAGGAAACGACUACCAUAUGAAAUGGUGCAAAGAAAUGUAAUUUUUAUAAGGCUCUCUCUUACUAGUCGCUAUCCCCAUGUGGUUUGUUAUCGGUACAGUUCUCUGUUGCUUACCUAGAGCUAUGCACACCAAAUCGCUGAGAUGUUCAGUAGUUGACUUAAUUAAAAAAUAAUAAAAAAACCUAAAUGAAUGAACUCUAGAUAAACUGUGAGAUAAAUAUCAUUUACAGCAUGUAAUAUGAAAUUCCUUAUGUCUCCUGUCAGUUUGUGAAGUGAUUGACAUUUUGUAGCUAGUUUAAAAAUUAUUAAAAAUUAUAGAUCUCAGAA
Messenger RNA from Cygnus olor (mute swan), 2078 nucleotides. It is a transcript of the gene SNAP25, whose product is annotated as synaptosome associated protein 25. The coding region runs from base 217 to 837 and encodes 206 amino acids. Gene Ontology annotation, cellular component: synaptobrevin 2-SNAP-25-syntaxin-1a-complexin I complex; plasma membrane. The record is from RefSeq and is a predicted model, not a curated record. Lineage: Eukaryota; Metazoa; Chordata; Aves; Anseriformes; Anatidae. Gene Ontology annotation, biological process: synaptic vesicle fusion to presynaptic active zone membrane; synaptic vesicle priming; exocytosis. Gene Ontology annotation, molecular function: SNAP receptor activity; syntaxin-1 binding; voltage-gated potassium channel activity. The transcript is spliced from 8 exons.